This is a messenger RNA of Vigna umbellata (rice bean), 700 nucleotides long. Lineage: Eukaryota; Viridiplantae; Streptophyta; Magnoliopsida; Fabales; Fabaceae. The record is from RefSeq and is a predicted model, not a curated record.
GAAGUGAUUCUUCAUUUGAAUUCAGAGGACAAGUUAAAAGUACCUGGUUCAUGUGCUCAAGAUGAUGCUGGGUCGACCCUGCUGUCUGCUGAGAAAGUCAAAGAUGCUGCCAAAGCAGGCCUCUCUGCUGCAGCAAUGAAAGCUAAAUUGUUUGCUGAUCAUGAAGAGCGAGAAAUUCAGAGGCUAUGUGCUAAUAUUGUUAAUACUAAGUUGAAAAGAUUGGAACUGAAGCUGAAGCAGUUUGCAGAAAUUGAAACACAGUUGAUGAAAGAAUGUGAACAAGUGAGAAGAUGGGUGAGGGUUGGCUCCAUGAACGGUCCCCCAGGUGUUUCAGCACGGCUUGGAAACGGUGGAACCACUCCUCCAAUGAAUGUAUCAGGUGUUGGUCCUUCCAUGAUUAAUAAUAAUAACAACAGUAGGCAGCAAAUGAUUUCUGCUUCUUCCUCACAGCCUAGCAUCUCAGGGUAUGGCAACAGCCAACCAGUUCAUCCACACAUGUCCUUUGUCCCGCGGCCUUCAAUGUUUGGAUUAGGGCAAAGGUUGCCCCUAUCUAUGAUACAACAAUCACAGGCUGUUUCUUCAAAUUCGAUGUUCAAUGGCCCUAGUAAUGUGCAGCCUGCUCCUAAUCAUUCGUUGUCGAGGCCUGUGUCAAGAACUAACUCUGGUUUAGGUUAAUUAGAGGUUCGGUGUUGAGUUUUAA